Podarcis muralis (Common wall lizard) is the source of this 2259-nucleotide messenger RNA. The record is from RefSeq and is a predicted model, not a curated record. Lineage: Eukaryota; Metazoa; Chordata; Lepidosauria; Squamata; Lacertidae.
AUUUAGGGUGGGUGGGCCACUGACCUCAACUGGCAGUCUUGAGUUUGGGGGGGGGGAGCGCAGGGAUGUUUCUCGGACACCUGGGUCCGCCCCAGCCCCCUUUCCACUCUGUUUUCCUCCCCAUGUUUCCCCAAGAUUUAUUUUCCCUGUCUUAAUGGAGCCACGCCAUAACAAUUCCUCUUCCUCCCGUGCCUCUGCAUGAGUCUCUGUUCAGGCUUCUCCCGCCUUCUGAGCGCUGGGAUUGGCUCACUGCCCUUUCACUCCCCCUUUUUCCAGCACAGAGACUCUGCAGAAGCGCCUCUGCCCUUUUCCUUCCUGCGUUCUCCAUCCAUCCGGAACAGGAACUCGCGCAGAGAGACGCAUGCCUCACUCUGUGCUUCUGCAAGAGGAAGAGCGAAGCGUCCCUUAGGCAUAUUGAAGCGGCUACCAACUAUUUCACCCUCUUUCUCCUCCAGAACAAACAUCAUGACAUCCCCGUUUGUGGUCGAGAGCCCGGACGUCAAGUACACCCCAGACUUCAUUGAGGCCAGAUACAGCUACCCCACAGCUCAAGUCUGCCAGGAAAACGGGGUGACCAAGGUGAAACCAUCCUCCACCGAUGUCGUUUUCCGCACGGAGAGGCGUGUCCCCAAGCUGGGCGUGAUGCUCGUCGGCUGGGGCGGGAACAAUGGCUCCACGGUGACGGCUUCUGUCUUAGCCAAUCGGCUGGGCCUCUCCUGGAUGACCAAGACGGGACGGAAGCAUGCGAAUUAUUAUGGAUCUCUCCUGCAAGCCUCCACCGUGUGUCUGGGCAGUGGUCCGGCCGGUGACAUCUACAUCCCUUUCCGGGAUCUUCUCCCAAUGGUUCACCCCAAUGAUAUCGUCUUUGAUGGCUGGGACAUCUCUUCCCUGAACCUGGCGGAUGCCAUGCACCGGGCGCAAGUCCUCGACUGGGCGCUGCAAGAGCAGCUGCGCCCCCACAUGGAGAACCUGAAGCCAAGGGCCUCCAUCUACAUCCCCAAGUUCAUCGCGGACAACCAGGAGGAGAGAGCGGACAACGUCCUGACGGGAACUAUCGCACAGCAGAUGGCCCAGAUCCGACAAGAUAUCCGGGACUUCAAGAGUUCCAGCGGGGUAGACAAAGUGAUUGUGCUCUGGACGGCCAACACGGAGUGCUUUUGCGACGCUCAGCCCGGUGUGAACGACACAGCCGACAACUUGCUCCAAGCCAUUGAGUGCGGGCUGGACGUCUCGCCCUCCACCCUCUUUGCCGUCGCCAGCAUCUUGGAGGGGUGCAGCUACAUCAACGGCUCUCCCCAGAACACCUUCCUGCCAGGGGUCAUCCAACUGGCGGUUCAACGCCGCGUCUUCAUCGUCGGCGAUGACUUCAAGUCCGGUCAGACGAAGAUAAAGUCGGUCCUGGUGGAUUUCCUCAUCAGCUCUGGAAUUAAGCCCGUCUCCAUCGUCAGCUACAACCACCUUGGCAACAACGACGGGAAGAAUCUUUCUGCCCCGGCCCAGUUUCGCUCCAAGGAGAUUUCAAAGAGCAACGUCGUGGACGACAUGGUACAGUCGAAUCCCAUCCUCUAUGGGCCCGGCGAGCGCCCAGACCACUGUGUGGUGAUCAAAUAUGUCCCCUACGUUGGCGACAGCAAGCGGGCUCUGGACGAAUACACCUCCGAGAUUGCAAUGGGCGGCACGAGCACCAUAGUCAUUCACAACGUCUGCGAGGAUUCCUUACUGGCCAGCCCUAUAAUCUUGGAUUUGGUGAUUCUGGCUGAGCUCUGCGAACGGAUCCGAGUGACCGUCGCGGGCGACUCGGAGCCUGAGCCACUACACAGCAUCCUGUCUCUCCUGGGUUUCCUCUGCAAGGCUCCCCUCGUCCCCGAAGGAGCGCCAGUCGUCAAUGCCUUCUUUCGCCAAAGGGCCGCUAUUGAGAACCUGUUCAGAGCCUGCGUGGGUCUCCCCCCACAGAACCACAUGCAGCUGGAGCACAAGACCCGGAGGACGUGGCCCUGCGCCAAGCAGGCCCCCCCGACGCCUACCCCAGCGGCUCGGCCGCCCGCCCCCAAGAAGGCCGCCCCUCACGUGAACGGAUUUGUGCGGUCGGCAGAGAGCAACGGGCACCAGCCUCCCGCAAGCCACCUCCUCGGUUUGCAAAACUAGGCUGGCACACCGAAUCGUGGCCGGGCCACACGGCUUGGUUAGUUUUUUGUGGGGGUGGGGGUGGGAACGAUCCUUCUCUUUCCAACAAAAAUUCAGAAGCUGCGGGUGUUUCGG